Messenger RNA from Polyodon spathula (Mississippi paddlefish), 2930 nucleotides. RefSeq names its product sushi domain containing 6 (gene susd6). The coding region runs from base 449 to 1303 and encodes 284 amino acids. The record is from RefSeq and is a predicted model, not a curated record. NCBI's taxonomy places the organism in Eukaryota, Metazoa, Chordata, Actinopteri, Acipenseriformes, Polyodontidae. The transcript has 6 exons.
UACCACUUUGUACCAUUCCAGAGCUGGGUGUGGAGCUGCUUAUCAAUUGCAACAAUUCACAGCUGCGUCUUUCUGGAGCGUUACCUAGAGUGGAAAAACAAAGCGCAAGAACAGGAACUGCGGGGGCAGGGUGGAGAAUAAAAGAGCUUACUGUACCAUAACUUCCUUCUUCACAUGUAAUAAUAAUGAAAAGAACACACCCACACAUAGUCUGAGUUCUGUGGCAGAACAGAAGGUUUUAUACCCAGUACACACUACUUUAUGUCUGGCUCUUGUGACACUGUGCAGCAGCAUCAUGCAGAUCGCUGUGAUUCAAUGGUAGCUCUUACACUUUUGAAUAUUGAGAGACCAUGCUCAGUAAAAUCUGGUAGCCUUGUACUGUGAGGCAUAAUGAUUCUUCAGGCAGGUUUAGCCCGAUAGGAUCUCUGCUUUGCAGCUGGAAUAAAAGAUGUGCAAUGGAAUGGUAGCACCAAAGACAAGAUUCCUCGUCCACUUUCUUCCUGUUAAUAACAGGCUCUUUGUGUUCCUGGCAGCGUUACUGGCUGUCGUCUCCCAAGGACUGGCAUCAGGAUGUCAGCCGCCGUUUCAGCCGGAGAAUGGAGGGUACAAAUGCCACCCCUCACCUUGCCUCCAGCUGACGGAGGGCACUGUGAUCGAGUAUUUCUGUGAUGAGGGCUACACGCUGAAGGAGGAUUACAAAUACCUAACCUGCGAGAACGGAGAGUGGAACACUGCCAUGGAGAUCAGCUGCAGGCUUGGCCAGGAUAAAGAUCAGCGCUCAUCUCUGGAGGUGCCCACACUCUCUAUCGUUGCCACGACCGCAAGCUCUGUGGCCCUCAUCCUCCUGCUCGUGGUCCUGUUUGUUCUGCUGCAACCGAAACUCAAAUCUUUCCAUGACAGCAGACGUGACCCUGGAGUGUCUGGAGAUCCUGUUUCCAUCGUAGUGGGGGGUGUCCAGGUGGCUCUGCCUUCAUAUGAGGAGGCUGUGUACGGCAGCGGGGGGGCCACCGUCCCCCCAGCCGAGUCCCGGGUGCAGAUUGUGCUGUCGGAGGACUCCCCCACUGAGGCACACACCCUGGGACAAGCUGAGGGGAGCCAGGCCACCGGCUUUCAGUGCUCGGAGACGGUGCUGGUGCACCCACCCCCCCCUCCCUCCUCCUCCUCCUCCUCCUCCUGGGCUAGCGCAGCAGCAGCCGCCCAUCCUCAACAGCGAGACUCUGAGAGCAGCGACGAACACAGCCUGCUGUCCCUCAGCUGCACAGAGGAUUUCGCUGAUGAUAUUCCUUUGUUAAAGGAAGCAUGAAGCCAGCUGCCUUUAUUUAGGCUUUCCCCCUCGCCACUAUCUGUGCAGUCCCUCCUGGGCUGUGCGCUCUGAAGCCUUUAUCCCCUCCCCCAAUCCCAGCCAGCCACAGCCUCCCAUCCAAAGGACUGCACAGAGAUGGAUUCCCCAGUGUGAUUUACUCAUGUACAUGCAGAGCACUUCCUGCAUGACCAGGCUUUGGUGGGCCUGCUUACCCCACUGAUAGAUGCAGUUUUUCAGCAAACCAGCAGUGAGCGGUUUAACACAGAGACCAUGUGAAGGACAGGCUUUAAGUAGAGAGAUUCCUUGUAUCUGGGUUUGUUUAACACGCAUGCAGCUCUGUGUGCACAGUAGUGACUGUAGAUUAUAUACCUUUACUUACUGACACAUGUACUCACACUUCACAAACGCAGACACACGAAAUAAACAUUCACAAUUAUUCACACUAAAUAAAGUUAAUAAUUAUUCACAAUAUGCUCACAGACCUUACACAAAGCAUUAAACACAAGUGCACAUAUAAUUCUUAAAGAUAUUUGCACACUUAGCACUGACGCAAGCAUGCACACCGCACACAUUCACUCCUCAUACAGCCAAGCUUGCACAGAGCUGCAAAGCAAGUUAGUAUCUCUGGGUCCAUUGCAAUAAACUAAAACAAGCGUACUAACUGGGCAUGAUCCUGUGGUUAGCACAGAGCAUGGUACUAAACUAGUAUGCAACUUAAUACCAAUUGCAGCAAAUGAAGUAGGUCAAGAUAGUUCCCAGCUGCGUAUUAAAGAUCUUCUCAAUUGCAACAAACCCCUAAGUAACUGCUGUUGCCCUCUAGAUUAUACUAAAACACAUUACUAAGUUAGUCCAGCAAUUUCUGUAGAACAAAUAUGAAAAAUCUCAAAAUAUACUGCCAACUUUUAUGAAACUGAACUAUUCAUAACCAAAAAUUAUAUUAUUUGAAAAAAAAAUCAUGUGUCAAAACGUUUUGAACAAAACCAGUUUCAUCUUUCUUCAACUUAUUUUAUAAAUAAAGGGCUUAUUUUAUAUAUAUAUAUAUUCGUAUGAGCUUAACAUGCAGCCUACAGCACUCGGUAUUCCCAGGUGGUCUCCCAUCCAAGUACUAACAAAGCCCAAAUAUUGCUAUGCUUAAGCAUUGUAUGGUAAGUUUGAUUUGAAGAGCUUUUUGCCGUCGGAGACGUUGCCCAGGGGUCACUACAAGGAAGUAGCUCUUCUUGACCCCUGCUUAUUUUAUAAAUAAUACAUAAUUCCAGUAGGACUUUCUAGUGUCUCUGCUUUCAGCCUCUUCCACAGACUUUUUAAAAUUUGCUGCUGUAUCUGACAGCCUUUCGGGGAAGGCAGCAUUUGGACAUCCUCCAAAGUUUCAACAAAAUCUUUUAUACACUCUGAAAUAAAGUUUCACCGUUGUAUAAUGUUGCACACGACUACUGGCCAUGAUUACGUUUGUAUGGCUGUACUGAGAAAUUAAGCUUUUAAAUAGGCUACACCUGACAUACGUAAUUGGAAUUUCUGAUUCAAUUUACACCUUUUAUAGUCUACAAUACACCUUUGGUCUCAUAAACAAAUGUGUUUGUUUUCUGUGUGAAUUAAAUAAGGACUAAUAAAAGUUUUGUUUAACCUCUAA